Balaenoptera ricei (Rice's whale) is the source of this 825-nucleotide messenger RNA. RefSeq names its product neurogenin 2 (gene NEUROG2). Gene Ontology annotation, molecular function: protein dimerization activity. Bases 1 to 825 code for a protein of 274 amino acids. The transcript has a single exon. The record is from RefSeq and is a predicted model, not a curated record. Lineage: Eukaryota; Metazoa; Chordata; Mammalia; Artiodactyla; Balaenopteridae.
AUGUUCGUCAAAUCUGAGACCUUGGAGUUGAAGGAGGAAGAGGACGUGCUGGUGCUGCUCGGCUCGGCCUCCCCCGCCUCGGCGGCUCUCACCCCCCUAUCUUCCAGCGCCGACGAGGAGGAAGAGGAGGAGCUGGGCGCGUCGGGCGGGGCGCGUCGGCAGCGUGGGGCCGGGGCCGGGGCCGGGGCCGGGGCGCGGGCUGGCUCGCCGGGAGAGGCCGAGGGCUGCCGGCCAGCGCGGCUGCUGGGUCUGGUGCACGAGUGCAAGCGGCGCCCCUCCAGGGCGCGGGCCGUUUCUCGCGGAGCCAAGACGGCCGAGACGGUGCAGCGCAUCAAGAAGACCCGUAGAUUGAAGGCCAACAACCGCGAGCGCAACCGCAUGCACAACCUCAACGCGGCGCUGGACGCGCUGCGUGAGGUGCUCCCCACGUUCCCCGAGGACGCCAAGCUCACCAAGAUCGAGACCCUGCGUUUCGCCCAUAACUACAUAUGGGCGCUCACCGAGACACUGCGCCUGGCUGACCACUGCGGCGGCGGCGGCGGCGGCCUGCCGGGGGCGCUCUUCUCCGAGGCCGUCUUGCUGAGCCCCGGAGGCUCUAGUGCCGCCCUGGGCAACAGCGGAGAUAGCCCUUCGCCUGCCUCCACGUGGAGCUGCACGAACAGCCCCGCGCCGUCUUCCUCCGCCUCCUCCAACUCCACCUCUCCCUACAGCUGCACUUUAUCUCCUGCCAGCCCGGCGGGUUCAGACAUGGACUAUUGGCAGUCCCCACCUCCCGACAAGCACCGCUACGCACCUCACCUGCCCAUAGUCAGGGACUGUAUCUAG